Molecule: messenger RNA, 14063 nt
Organism: Paramuricea clavata
Lineage: Eukaryota; Metazoa; Cnidaria; Anthozoa; Malacalcyonacea; Plexauridae
Source: the annotation of a GenBank genome assembly
AACAUAGGUCAACUCGCUCCUUUGCCUUUUCGCUUCAAGACACGUGUAAAAUAGAAGCUCAAGUUUUAGUAAAAAGUCACUUUAUUUUGAACGAAAUAAACUACAUUUCCACUGCAAAGAGAACAGAACACAAGAUAAAACAAGAAGCAAGCCAUGGGUGAUAGAAGCAGCGAUUCUGAGACCGAAGAGCCGACUAUAUCUGAAGAUGUUGUUGUCACUAAAUAUAAAAUGGCGGGCGACAUGGCGAACCGUAAGUUUGUGGUUUUGUUUGUUUAUUCUGAAGCGUAUGUUGACGUGAACAUGAAGGGAGAAAGAGUAGGAUUUUAGGAAAGUAUAUUAAGUUUGUAGUAAUGUAUUGGAACGAGGUAUUCAUUGAAUAUAUUUGAUAUAAAGAAACAUUUUGUCUUUAAUGUACUCUGCAAAAAUCGGCAGGUGGGCAGGUUAAUUAAGCUGCAGAUCUGGGGAGCUGUUGUUACUCGUCAGCUUUAAAAUAUAAGCCAAGCGGUCAAACUACCCUGUCAUGACGAAACACCUUUGAUCAAUUCUCUUCUUCUAACUUUCAGUUUGACAAGGAAUCAGCAAUUGAGUGUUUCCUAUAAUUAAGAGUCGUGUACAAAUAUUUGUACUAGAAAAGUACAUGUACAUAAAUAACAGGUUCCUAAUAGAAUUUGGAGUACACAAAGCUUUUUGAAAGAAAUAGGCCACUCCAAAUUAGACUUAGUUUCCCGUCCUCCGCCUGCAUCUACUAGAACUGGCUGCACAAAUGGCCCCCAUUAUUGCUAACUCAGGAUGCGAUACUUUGCAUACUUACCAUGGAUAAUAAAAUAAAUGGAUAGGACUCUAGCUGACAUAAGCAAAAACAACCUAGUUGCAAUCUGUGACGUCACACGUAUUGCAAAGUUCUCGGCCUAUUUGUUGUUUCGCUAUACUUUCCGCUUUAAAAGAGUAAUAUUGAAGCAUAUACUGGUCUAAUUGUUUUAAAAACAUGCCUAAGCCACGACACAGUAUUCAAGGUAAAUGUUUUUCGUCUUUGUUUUGUAUUUUUUUACAUUUGUAGCUACGAAAUUGGCGUCCCCAUUUUUAACGAAAUUUGGGAUGCCUUUUUCACUGUGUAGUGCUUGAAAUAUUUGCUAAAAUUGACUGGGAAUACUCAGCGAUUUCAUCGUAGAAUGGUGUAGUUAUAUUCAUUUGCUCUUUGACUAAAAUGUUUAGUUGUAUUAUUGCUAAACAUGCCGUUUUUGAGACUUGGUUUGCAACUAGGUUUCAACAUCCAAUCACGCCAUCAGCCCAUUAAAAACAUUAGAUCACGUCAGCUAGUUUCCUAUCCAUUUAUUUUAUUAUCCAUGAUACUUACGUACAAGAGGUAUGCCAAUAUUACAAUCUGGUGCUUCUUUGUUUCCAGCCAUGUACCAUGUAGGUAUGUGCCCACCCAGGGUCUGACAUUGCCUUCCCUUUAAGAAUAUCAUGUAAAAUUUAUGUUUUAAAAGCAUGAGACGUUUCCCUUGCCAUUCUCUGGUAAGAAGGAAGUCAUUUCCAAGGAAAUAAUUUCCGGUCAGGGUCUUAGCUAGGAUUUUAGAUCUUGGGCGUGUUUCUAAUGACCAGGGUGUGCACAUGUCAAUUACCUUGAAUAGCCAAAUUCACGGUUCUAGUUAUGGCUUGCCAACAACAGACAAUGCCUGUGGUUGUUCGAUGCUUUGCAACCAAAUACAAGGCAAGCAUAUGCCCAUAUUGGCCACUGACAUUAGAAUAUUAAGUUAUUUCAGCAACUCUUGGGGGUAUUUAAAACCAUUUUAACACCAUACAGUUCCCAUUAUCCAUUAAAACAUCACGGAUCACUUUUACCAAUUUCAACAACAACAGUAGAUUUUACAAACUUUCUUACAACGUUGAUACAAGAAAUUCUGUCUGUUGUAAGUACUGUAGCACCACCUUAUUUUAUGAACCUACAUGACCUUAUCUAAAUAAUGAAGCUGUUCUCAUUUUAUCUAGCCGUGUUUUUCCACUUUUGGCCAUGAUAACACAGCCCUCUAGCUAAGACCCUGUUUCCGGUGAUUGUCUGCAUUAUAGGUGGCAAAAUUUGUGUUGAAAAUUUCAAGCCCUGUGAUAGCCUUCUCAGACAUCUUUAGGGAAGUGGGUGGCUCAGAACCCACAACCCCCUAGAGAUGCUUGCAGAGGAGGCUAAACUUGCUAUAUGAAAACGUAUCAUAGAAAAUUUGAUCCUGAGUUGGCAACAGUUUUGUCUUGUUGAUUUGGUCACAAGACAUGCAUACCCGCCUGAUCUGCAUAUUUCUAGUGUUCAUCAAAGUAUUGUACAAUCUGUAGGUGUUCUUGCACAAGUAGUACAAGCCACCGUGGCGAAUGUGACAGCCCGAACGUUAUGUGCGAUGGGGGAUUCGUUGAUUGUUGAAGAAACUAGUAAAGUUUACAAAAACAAGAAAGAAAUGAAAAAAGGUACUAAUUUAUCAUAAAGUUGAGCAAUGACUUUGAAGAAUUAUGUAAAAACAGGUAGGGAUGAGCCGAUUAAUCGGUAUCGGCCGAUAUUUGGCGUUUUCAAAAUAAUCGGUAAUCGGCCGAUUAUUUUUUAUAAUCGGCUAUUUGCCGAUAUUCAUUUUUUUUAAGAAAAAUAACUCUAUAAUCUAGUAAUCUACACUCCGUCUUGUUUUUGACACUUUUGUUGUGCGUAUUUAAUCCCAUAUCCAUUAAUUCAUUUGACUCGUACGGUGACCGAUAACUGUCCAAUAUGAGUAAAUAUUUUCCGGAACACACUAAAACUAGUACGUCAAUUUGUGGCGUAUACACAAGUAUUAAAAGUUGUCAAAAAACCGUUGUCCGGCGCUUGUACCCCGGUGCACAGAAAUAUCGGCCAUAGCCGAUUAAUCGGCCGAUUAUUUUUUUUAUAUCGGAUCGGCGAAUCGGCUUUUUUCUGGUGUCGGCUCAUCCCUAAAAACAGGGUCAGGAAAGUUUUGCUAACUUAAAAUGAGGGCAGGUCAGCAAAUUUAAGUGUUUGACAAAAUUCCAUGUAGUAUUCAAAACUCUGAAACCCUAUUGAAAAAUUAUAACCGCAUGUAGAUAAGUUUAUCGAAUCUCAAAGAAUAUGCCCACAAAGUUGUUUAUUUAAUCAAACCAAUUGCAAUUAAAGAUAAAAAUAGUGAGUAAUUUAUAAGAUUAUGUUUUACAGGUAGUGUUUCCACUAUUCCAAAUCCCAGUUUCCUGCAAAUUGAAUUAUUUCAUGUCUGAAUUUCAGGGAUUGCAUUUCCAACAUGUGUCUCAGUGAACAAUUGUGUUUGUCAUUUUACACCAUUGACGAGUGAUCCAGACAUAGAGAUUAAGAAUGGUGAUAUGGUUAAAAUGUAGGUUCAUAAUUUUCUAUUUGACUUUCUUUGUAAAUUAGGUAAAAUUUUAAUUUAUUAGCAUCUUAGGCGUAAAAAAAAAUACCUAUGGUUCCGGUUCCCGACCGACCCUAUUUUUUUCUGCCGACCCUAUUAUUUUUUCAACAUGAUUGACUGUGCGACCCUAUUUUCUCCAGGUGGUUGCGGGCUGCUCAUACAGCGUGCCAAAAUGGUGUUUGUUGUCACACUAAUUAUUAAACCAAAUUGCCUAAAUUCGUCCAUAGGGAAUACACAUCUCUAGUUAACAUUGGUGUUGGGUCUCUACUGCAAAUUGCCCAGCAAAAAACUGCCAAAACCAUGAAAAAAAUAUUUAAAAAAAAAUUAAUUUCCGACCUACCGACCAUAAUUUUUUCACAAUAUGAAACCGGAACCACAGGUAUUUUUUUUACGCCUUAUUUACUCAUGUUUAAAUCGAGGGAUCAACAGUCGCAGAUAAAGAUUGUAUUCUAAUAUGAAACUUUCAGGGUGUUAGCUACAGUAAAAAAUUUGGCGCUGUAUGCCAUUUUUGACUCACGGAUGUUGCGAAGCAACAUCUGUGAGUCUUUGUGGUUUACUUGAGUGGGGCAGUUAAACAAUGGGAAAUGACCAGCCUGCUUUGCGCGCAGUGUUUGCCUGCGAACGGGUCUUUUGGAACCGGAAAUUGGGCUGCAGCACGCUUCACGUUCUUUUCAACUUUUGACUUUUUGACAAGCGUGUGCUAAAUUAAAAGGUGAGUGUUAGUUGACUUAAUUGUUAUCUGUUUUUCUACUUCACCCAACAGAUCUGCUGUUAACACACUGAUCUACCUUUUAGCUGAAAUAUUAACACUAUUUUGUUCAAUAUAUAUACAAGUGUUCACAUUUUCUGGUGCCUUUCGAGCGCCUCUGUCAGCUGUGUUUCAACACCGUUUCAACACUGUUUCCAUAGUUUCUGUCGAUUGAAAGAGUUUUUUGUUUACCAAAUUUAAUCAUGUUAUUUAAAUUAAAUAAUUCAUGUUUUAGCUGUCACGGAAUACAAAGGACAUAUUUGUCUUAUUCGAAGCAACACGACACAAAAUCUUUGUAUUAAAGUCACGUUGCCGACUUGCCGUUGUAUAUUUCACAUGACUGCGCUUGCACUGUAGCCUAGUAUCAGCUGGCACGGACGAGUCUCAGCAGUGUAUCGAUAGAUCGCUUCAUUUUUAUCCUCUAUCAGGAGAAUUUCAGCUGUCCUUAUGCUCUUUGAUGAAUGUCCCACUUAUAUUUAGACGCAAUGAAACAACAUCAAAACCACUAGUUAAUCCAACGAAACUCUGUCGGAUUACAGGGGAUGGCAAUUGUUUAUUUAGAGCACUGUCAUAUAUUUUAACCGACAAACAUACCACAUGAUUUUAAGACAAAAAAUAGUGGAUCACAUGAACAGUAUAGAACAUGUCCUUAGACCAUAUAUGAAUAGUUCAGUAGAUCAUCAUUUAGCCACAAGCAACAUGAGGAACAGUGGUGUGUGGGGGACUGAUAUUGAAAUUUUUGCAGCCAUUCCCUUUUCAAUGUAGACAUUUAUGUUUAUUCACAGUUUGGUAACAAUUAUAAAUGGUCUAAAAAGAAAAAGAAUAUUGGACACUGAGGCAGCAUUACCACCUGGAUUUACUUACACUGUACUGCCAUUGGACAGCUACCUGUACCGUUGUAUCAAUAAGGGUGCUGUUUUAUAGUUGUUCUGUUUAAAUUUUUCUGUUCAACACUGUACAUCAUACAGCUACGGUCAUUGAUGCAGCAUGUACUGUAUUGGUUACAGCUUUAUACUUAUAGCUAUCAUGUUUAAAUUGUCCUGUUCAACACUCUAGAUCGGACAGCUACGGUCAUUUUAUAUAUUACAUUGGGGACAGCUUUAUACUUAUUAUAGUUAUCAUGUUUAAAUUGUCAGUCUGUUUAACACUGUACAUAUCGGAAAGCCACGGUCAUUGGAUGUACUGAUACUGACUGUAUUAGGUACAGCUUUAUACUUAUAGUUAUUCUGUUGAACACUAUACACACCUGACAGCUACGGUUAUUGUACUUUUAUAUAGAUUUGCUUUGAUAGUGUGUAGUUUUAUAAUAAUCUAUUCAGAUUGUUUUUUCAAGACUGUUGAUAUUGGUUAGGGACCGGUCAUUAUUUAUGGAAGGGGGGAGGGGAAUUUUUUCUUUUCUAAAUUUUUAAAAUUGAAAGCCCCCCCCCUAAAUGGCAGAAAUUUAAUGAUGGCCCCCCCUGCAUAUUAGAAUAUUUUUCUUUGACCCCCCCCCAUUUUCAUUUUUACUCGUCAAAUGGGGAUACCCAGGCGUUAUAGUAUUAAUUAUUAAAUAAGAAUAUGGAACUGGCAAGAUAUUAACGUCGACCAAAAAUAUAUAUUUAUUAGCAGAAAAUUGUAAUUAAAAGAGGAGUAUUUUUAUAUAUAACACUAAAAUCAGGUUUCCAUUUGGUCUGGGCGAUCGUAACCAUGUUUAAGGCUGCAACUAGACUUGAUGGUACGAAGUAUUGCCAUAGCAGCUGCGCGGCAACAAUGAGAGCAACAAUCAGUAAAAUUAGCAGCAAAAGGAGAUAGCAAUGACAAUUCUGCCAAGGCAUACCUGCGACAGUGUAUAGUGGUCUAUACAUCCUAUUUUAUGUGAGAUUAAAAAUUAUAUAAAAAUGACAUAUACUAGCUACCAGAUAAAAUCUUUUAGAAUGAACAUGGGUGGGUGGGUCGGGAAAAGGUAUCGAAGCGCAAAACUUGCUGCAGCUAGGCAAAGCAUACAAUGGUAGAAUGAAUACCCAGACCGAAGCACUGAUCACAAGGCAUGAAACAACCCCCUUUGAUCGAUAUGACGUCACAGAUUCCCCGCAGCGGAUGUGGCCUGCAUAAUACAAACGCCGUUAACCUUGCUUAAUUUAAAUGUAUUUAACCACAUCAAGAGCUGAUGUAAUAAUACAUUGUCAAUUUAACUAGUCUGCAAUCCGUAAAGACUGAUUUGCAUACAGCACACACAAGACAAGAUGAAUCCAGACUAUUUCACAUCAGUGACCAUGAUUUAGUUGCAACAUUUACAACCAAAUGGAUACCAGGUUAUUAAGCAAAUUCCUUCAAGUUUAAUUGCAACACCCCCUGUCAUUUUCUUGAAAAAAUUUAAUAGCCCCCCUUCUAGUCAUUUCUACAUAUGCCCCCCUUAUUUUUUUCCUCCCCUCCCCCCUUCCAUAAUUAAUGACCGGUCCCUUAUUGUUAAAAUCGAGGAUGUCGUUAAAAUUAAACUGUUUAAACCUGUAAGAUCUUCGGGAACAUUUUAUAUUAUGUUGUGUUUUACCAAAUAAUGUCCUUGCCCUUGCACGGUUCCCAUUUGUAAAAAACUGCUGUAAAUCAUAUCCCUCUUUAAUUAAUUUGAUCUCAUCCGUGAGUCGGCCUCGAAGGCCUUUGAUCACAAUUAUGUUUAACCACUUUCAGUGUCAGGUGUCUUCAAAAGUUUCAAUUUAUCUCAGCUGGUGCUAUGGGCCACAAGAACAUCACUUAAGAAACAUGAUAUUCCUUUACUCCAGUCUAUUCCUUAACUCCAGUCGAUUUGUUUCCAUUAAUUGCAAGAGUUAACACACACAUACUUGCUGUGAGUGUUUUCAUACAUACAAUCACAAUGCUCGACAGUUGACUUUAAUUUAACCUGCCCCAGUGCGCCCUACUUAUUUUUUUACUUGUCUAAUGCCAGAUGAUUUUACUUAUCAGUGGUGAAGCUCUGCAGCUUAUGGAUUACCCAAAAAACCUGACAGUGUGCCCCACUUAUUUUUUACUUGUCUAACGCCAGAUGAUUUUACUCGUCAAUGGGGAAGCUUUGCAGCUUAAGAGUUUUGAAUGAUCAACUGAACAAAUGAAGGAAUAAAUAUAUGACUGGCUGCUUGGCUAAUUCAUACUGUAUGUCUGUGAACUAAACAUAAGAUUGUUUGUUUAGAGAUUUAGGUAUUCAUAUUGAUGGCUAUGUAGCAGUUAUUGGACAUACAAUAGUCGUUGGGGCAAGCAAGGUAUUGCUGAGUACAUUGGCCGCAACUAGAUUGAAUAAUUGAUUGGGUGGAUAAUUACAGUACAAUAGUUUAGUUCUUUAAAUUCACUGUUUUGUAUUAUUUAGGAGAAUAAAGUAACAGGUCGACAAGCAGAUGUUUUAUUAGCAGCAUAUCUUACAUCAGAACUUGUGCACAGAACUGUCAAACCUGCUGAGGAGGUAUGUAGAAAUUUUUGUACAUGGAUAUUUUGAGGGAAAACUAUGAACAUAUUUUGGACUAUAGGGAUAUGCCGGUAAAAAAAAAUAGACAUCCAGCUCUAUCCAGUAUUAAAAUACUACUGUAGAUCCAAUACCAUUUGGUAUCUGUCAAGGCCCCUACAGUAACUGGAGAAAAUGCAAAAUUUGGCCCUCUGGCAGGAAUUGCAAACCUGAGCCACUGUGAUUCCAAUACAAUGCUCUGAGUACUGAACUACAUACAGUGCAGUUUCAGCCAAGCAUUACAGUCAAUUUGACAUGACUUUUGCCUAAAUGUUCCGGACUUCAUUCAUGUGUACUAAGGUGAUGCCAGUGUAAGAUAUACGGGUAAAUAUUCAGGAUUUUUGUCCUCUUGCAACUAUAUCUUAGACUAUGUUUACACUAGAGCAAAGGUUCCCGGAUUUGUAAAAGUAUCCGGAUUCCUUGUUUUUCAAGUAUCUGUGAGGCGUUUGCAAUACACACUACACAGCUAGCCCAACACAGAGAUGGUCAAUAUAAAGUAAAUAAUUUAAUUUAACCUCUUAACCCCUGAUCGAUACCCUCUUAAUUAACCCCUGAUUUUAACCCUUGUUUCAACCUCGUUUGGAUUUAAUAGCAAUAAAUUUGAAAAACGUACACUGGAACAAAUUGAUUCAGAUUCUUGAUGGAAUGCCAUUUACACGAGAGUUUUCUCCAGAUUGAAAUGUUUCUGGAUACGUAUAUCCCACAAACUUUUCCGGAUUCAAACGAAAAACUCUGCUUCUUCGUAAGCCGAGAAGAUUUACUAUUGUAUUGACGGAUUCGUCACUGCAUGCGUGUGUAAAUGGCAACACGAAUCAGGUGCUAAAACGUUCUGGUUCCGUGAUGAAUCUGAAAACUUUCGCUCUAGUGUAAAUGGGGUCUUACUCAAUAGAACUGAGUCAUUUCAUAGGUGGUGCUUAUAUCAUUGAAUUGUCUUUAUUUUUUGCGUCUUUUUAACUAGAACUAUACAAUAACUGACUAUAUACAGAAACUGACUGAAGAUUUCAACUGUAAGCCUAUAGAAGGUUAGCAAUCUACUUUUAUGUCAUAUAUAAGUAAUGACUGUUUUUAAAUGACUGCUUACUGAUGUACUGUACCAAAACUUUCAGUAAUCUGCAUUGAAUCCAAUGGGUCAUUCCAGAGGAAAUUGAAAAUGUCCUAGUAGUUCUCAUUGUUAUCAGAAGAAGAUUUCCCCCCAAUAAUCAUACACUCUUACUGAUAUACCAAAACUUCCGAUACUCUGAAAUUUUCUGAUAUACUCAAGUUUUGAUAUGCAGAAAUUAUCAAUUUUGUUGUAUUGCACUUCAACGAAGAAGUAGGUCUGUCUACCUAAAAUUCCUUCGAAAAUUGUUGCAGGAGUGUUUCCAUUUUUAAAAAUCGAAAUCUCCAUUAAGAAGUUUUUUUCGCGUAUGAACAAGGUCCGGGAAUUGGUAUACUCAGUCUGAUAAUAUUGGUAUAAUUUUUGCAAUAUACUGAUAACGGAAAUGCCUUGUACAAAACAUCCCUGUUUUAAAUAUUGGUUUACUGCAGUUUAGAGAAUAUUGUUUAUUUUGAAUCUUAGGAAUGCUAUCCCACCAGUUAAAACGAAAUGUGAUCGAUGGUGAAAAAUCUAUAAUUCAAAAUCCAAAUGAGGGUCAAAAGUAAGAGUGGACAUAACAUAUUUAUAUAUUUGUUUUUUUGUCAGUAUAUUUAACCCAUUAAGAUUAAUGCAAUAAACAUUCCCUUUUACAAGUAAAAUUAUAUGGCAUUUAACAGAAUAAAAUAGCAAAGGGCACCAUCUUUUAUAAUACGACUUGUUAAUCAAUCAAAAAUGGAAGUUGCGCAAGUCGUUAUAGAUCUGCAAACUAGUUGUAACAAGGUUGUUGUCAAGCCGUUAUCAGGAUGUGUUCGCACUGCUUGUUCCCAGAUGUUGUGAUAAGUCUGGAACAUGUUGUGAUCAUCUGGUUACAAAGUUGAUGACGGUAUUACCAGUACAUUUUCUCGCAAACCAAUCAGAUGUCACCAUUUUCAAAUCGUUGAUUUCACGACGUUGUAUAGUCACAUUCCUGAAUGUUUUGACACGAAAACGUGACAUACGUUUGUAUCCAGAGGUUUUGUUUUAUCUGCAGUUUUGGUAAUUUCAGACAUGCUACAGGUUGUUCCAACAAGACUACUACAGUACUACUACAGGCUGUUCGUAACAAAUUGCUACGAGCUUAAUGGACGACUUGCGCUUUAGACUAAAUUUCAAUCUAAAUAAGAACAACGAAAUCUAUCACCACAGCUGGAAAGAGCGUCUUGGAAUUAGUAAUAUUACAAAGUUUGGUUGCGAAAUGUUGUAAAAUACGGAAAAUAUAGCCCUUCAAAGUUGGCAAAUUUGUAUACUUUUGUAUUACGUGCGUGAAUUGGUAACUAAAUUAGUUACCAAUUUCCGCACGUAAUAGAAAUGUAUACAAAUUUGCCAACUUCGCAGGGCUAUAUUUUCCGUAUUUUACAACAUUUCGCAACCAAACUUUGCAGUUUUUCUAAUUUUGAUAACUUCUUUCCGAAAAUAUCCUUUGUUAUUCCCGGAUUAAAAAAUUUUCUAAAGCGCAAGUCGUCCAUUGUUGUCAUCAACUUGUUACGUGCAGAUGAUAUCAGACUUAUUGGAACAACUUGUCGCGAGUCUGUUGGCCUUGUUUGUUGUUGAUGAUAACAAUUAAUUUGUUCCAGACUUAUCAGCAACUGGGAACAAGCAGUGCGAACACAUCGAUCUUGUUGUGCAAAGCACAUAGAUUCUCUCGUGGCCGAGUUUAUAUCCGGGCAAAGUGUUUACAUGGUAAUAUAUUCAUCCCGCCUCUUUCUGCCGGGAACUCGUCAAGGCGAGUUAUACUCGGCUGCAUCAUGUAAACUACGCGGGGGAAAUUGACAGCCCAAUACCCUUUGGCGCUGUCAAUGUCCCGUUUGUAAUAGAAAAUGACUGAAAAACGGCAAACUUCGCAAGGCUAUAUCAUCCGCAUUUUACAACAUUUCACAACGAAACUUUGGAAUAUUCUAAUUUUGUGUGGUGCUCUUUCAAGCUGUGAUGAAAUUUUUGUCUAGACUUGUUGAGAUCAAAAUUUAGUCUAUAAUGCAAAUGGUCCAUUAAUGUGUCGUGUUUUUAAUUGACAGAAAAGAACAUGAAAAAUGUGAGUUUGACGUUCAUGAAGUAUAUGCUAUCGAUGUUCUUGUCAGUACUGCGGACGGCAAGGCUAAGGAGAAAGAUUCGAGAACUACUGUUUAUAAACGAACACCAAAUAUGUACAGUUUAAAAAUGAAAACAUCUAGAGGUACAGUGCAAGUUAAUUAUUAAUGGUAUUCUUCAUUUAGAACUAUACUAUCCUGAUAUCAGUAGAGUUAUAGCAGAAACGGGAUAAGGGUUGGGGUUAGGAUUAGGAUUGUAUUAAAAUCGAGGUCGCUAAUGUGGAAAUCGUAGGGCGAACUAAAAAUAUGUCAAAUUCUCUGGGAGUAUAUAUUUAGUCAUUAUAAUGAGAGCGCAAUGGAAUAACAAUGCGACGAUCCGCAUGUUUUAUGGUAAGUAACAGACUAGGGUUGCUGAAUGGACCAAAUAUGAAACGUGUAGUAGUUUAAUCUCCAAAAUUUUCUGUGAGAUAACAAAUUGGCCAAAAUUCUCUAGAAACCUAGUUCCCCAGUUCCACCACAUUUUCGCCCUUUGAUGGAAAUUGACCUGAUAUUUUGAAAUACAGAACUUCUGUAUAUUGUAGUCUGUUGUUAUAAUAAUACGAUAUUCUCUGCUGAUUAACUUCACUGGGUGAAGAACCUGUCCUAUCAAAGCCAAAGUUUAAUUCAGUUUUAAUGUGAUAAUUUGUUGAUCUUUUGAGGCCCGUAAAACAUAUAUGAGAUGGUUCCAACAUUUCACUACGUUUUUUUUCAAUUUUUCUAGUGUUUUUCAGUGAAGUUUGCAAUAAAUUCACAAUGAUGCCUUUUACUCUAAGGUUGGUGAAAAAUAGUGUAACUUUUAACCUCUGUAAUGAUAACAAGUUACUUGUUUCAUUUGUGAAAGUUGCAGCAGCAACAACAACAACAACAGCAGCAGCAGCAGCAACAACAACAACAACAACAACAACAACAACAACAACAACAACAACAACAACAACAACACAAUCUUUACUUGCUCUCAAAUAUGCUCAAUAAAUAUAAACUAUUUUCCAGGGCAUUUGAAGAUGAAAAGCAAGCCAAGUUAGGAGUAGUAGAAUGUGUGAAACAUGGUCUACUUGAGCCAUAUAAUGUUCUUUGGGAAAAAGAAGGUAUUGCCAAUGCGCAGCUCUUUGUAUAUUUUGUGCACACUUUACUUAUAUGGUCACAGAACACAACUGAACAAAUUCUUUAUUUGUUUGUUACAUUUGUAUUUUCUUAUAGGAGAAUUUGUAGCACAGUUUAAGUUCACUUUACUCCUAAUGCCAAAUGGCCCUAUCAGGUACUGAUGAUAUAUUGUGCACAUAUAUGUCAAACAUUUUUUUGGCAAGCACGGGGAAAUUUGACAGUACUUUUUCCCGAUAAUUUGAUUUGCAGAAUAACUCAAGGACCUGCUUUUGAUAUGGACAUCGUUGAGAGCGAAAACUCGAUUCAAGAUGAAAACAUCAAGGUACAUUGAUAAAAUAUGCCUUAAUUUGCGAGCUUCCGUGAGACCAGAGUGCAUUUAUAAUGGUCGCCGAAAGGUUUCUCUUGUAGAGUUAGUCAAUCAAACAUUUUUGUUUGGCUCAUGAUAUGUGGGCAUGGUACCAAAGUAAUUGUUUCACAUGCAAAAUAUUUUGUUUUUGGCCUCAAAAGUACACUUUAUACUGUACAAGGCAGUACAAGGCCCUCAAAUGUUAUGAGCCAAACGAAAAGUUUACCACUGAAUUAAAUACAUGUAAUUACUUUUAUGUAAUAUUUCAUAUCCGACUAUGAGGACUGGACUAGAUUUCAAGUUCGCGCAAUUUGAUCGAGUCUGAGGCGAAGGCUAUAUAUUGUUACCCAGUUUCACUGGGUAACAAUAUACAGUAGGCAUGCAUGCUCAAUCAAAAACAAUUUGGUUGUUUGAAAUUUUUAUCUGUAAAGCACAAUUAGAAAAUUAAAAAGCAAAAAAUUUAUCUGUUUGCAAACAAAAAUUUCCCGCCAGAUAAACGACAUCCGGGACACCGGUCCAGAUACGGAAAAUACGGACCACGGUCCGGAUAUGGGUUUUUACGGACCGCUUGUCAACCAAUCAGAAUGGAGAAUUUUGAAAAGCCAUAUAAUAAUUCUCCAUAUCAUACAAAACCUCAAUAAUAGUUUAUUAUCAUGUGGUCAAAAUAAAGCAAUAUGGUUGGUUAAUUUACUCAGGAAUUAUUAAUAAGUUUGAGAUUAAUUUAGAAUAAUUGAUUAUGAAACUACUGUGGUAGAGAGUUAACAUUCGUUCUAAUCUGCAGGCAAUCGUUCUAAUCACCUAUAAUAAUUGAUUUAUCAGAUAGCUAACAUUAUGUAUUACUUUUAUAGUCGAUACUUGCGAGUUCUGUGAGUAGGAAAGCACAAAAGAAGAAAAAGAAAAAGGUACUAUAUCUUACUUUGCUUUAGAAAAAAAUUAUACAUGCACAUCUAGUCUAGCCUAAUUUUUUCCGUUGACGUUUUUUUUUUCAAAAAAUCAGUCGAAUUGUGGGAAUGAGUAUAAUAAUUGCAAAUAGACCUUAUGCAUAAUGACGUCACAAGGCUUGAUGCCCGCGAGGAAUGCUGGUCUUAGUAAUCAUCGCCCGGGAAAAUUAAACAAUUCAAAAUGGCCACUAUCGAAAUUUUCCCGGGCGACGACUACUAGGACCAGCAUUCCUCGCGGGCAUCAGGCCUUAUGACGUCAUUAUGCAUAAAGUCUAUUGCUCUUUUCAGUUUGGAAAAUAACAGGAUUGCUGUUACAUGUAAAACUAGUUUCACAUGUAACAUGACUCUGUAGAGUUCAACGAAAAAUUCGUUGUCUCGAGCGGGGGAUUCGAACGCGCAUCUUCGAGUUUCUAGACUGCCGGUCUACCCAUUGAGUCAUCGAGUUAGCUAUACGAAAAGCAGAAAAUGUAUGGUCAAGCAGAUUUUCUUAGGGUGACGCUGGACUUCCCCGGUGGGGGGGCUGAACACCACUAGCUGGGGUGCCUGUGGAUAUUUCAAACUUUUCCUCACACCAACAAAGAGUCUUGCCCUUCAUCUCUCUGGUGCUUGAAAGCUUUCUCUGCUCCGCUGUGGCGACACUAGAUUUUAAGAGUUUCUGUAUCAUGUCUUUUCAAGGCAACGGGGAAAGCAGCGGAAAGCACAAAGGAGGAGCAAGGAACAUCUUAGUUUUGGUGGUGGAUAUGAACUAGGGUUUCUCUUUGUAGUGCAAAUAGUAUUAAAUAAAGUGUACAUAAAAAUGUAAAAUUCUCUGUGGGUCUGUGUGCCAAAAUCCUACAACAUUCUUCUCGAAUGUGUUGCUUGCUUGCAAGGGCAGGCGCGUAGGAUGCGAAUACGUCGG